Messenger RNA from Psammomys obesus (fat sand rat), 1875 nucleotides. It is a transcript of the gene Ubash3a, whose product is annotated as ubiquitin associated and SH3 domain containing A. Gene Ontology annotation, biological process: negative regulation of T cell receptor signaling pathway. Gene Ontology annotation, cellular component: cytoplasm. Gene Ontology annotation, molecular function: protein binding. Lineage: Eukaryota; Metazoa; Chordata; Mammalia; Rodentia; Muridae. The transcript is spliced from 14 exons. The record is from RefSeq and is a predicted model, not a curated record. Bases 1 to 1875 code for a protein of 624 amino acids.
AUGGCUGCGGGGGAGACUCAGCUCUACGCCAAGGUCUCCAGCAAGCUCAAGGGCCGAAGCACCGCCUCGCUCCUGGACCCCCUCCUGGCCAUGGGCUACCCCACACAUACCGCGCUCAAAGCGCUAGCAGCCACAGGAAGGAAGACGGCAGAGGAGGCCGCAGACUGGCUACAUGGCCACUGCAGUGACCCUUCACUGGAUGACCCUAUACCUCAAGAGUAUGCACUCUUCCUCUGCCCCACGGGGCCUUUGCUGGAAAAACUCCAAGAGUUCUGGAGGGAGAGCCGACGCCAGUGUGCAAAGAACAGAGCUCACGAGGUCUUCCCUCACGUGACGCUCUGUGACUUUUUCACGUGUGAAGACCAGAAAGUCGAGUGUUUGUACGAGGCUCUGAGGCGAGCAGGGGACAGGAUCCUGGGCUCCUUCCCCGCCCUGGUUCCUCUUGCUCUCCAUUCUUCCACCAGCUACCUCGGCUUCUUCAUCGACGACAGCCCCGCCGACAUCAUCCGGGAAUUCGCCGCGGCGUUCGCCUCUGAGGCCUCAGUCUUGGCAGACUGCACCGUCAAGCCGUGCACCAAGCAGCUGCACCUGACCUUGGCCCACAAGUUCUACCCUCACCACCAAAGGACCCUGGAGCAGCUGGCCAGAGCCAUCCAGCCCAGCCACACCUGCCAGUGGACGGCUGCUCUGUACUCCCGAGACAUGCGUUUUGUGCACUACCAGACCCUGAAGGCGCUGUUCCAGUACAAACCCCAGAACGCGGACGAGCUAAUGCUCAUUCCUGGUGACUACAUCUUCGUGGACCCUACUCAGCAGGAGGAAGCCAGCGAGGGCUGGGCCAUCGGGACCUCACAUCAGACUGGCUGCCGGGGCUUCUUGCCGGAGAACUACACGGAGCGAGCCAAUGAGGCUGACACGUGGGUGAAGCACAGAACAUACACAUUCAGUCUUGCCAUGGACCUGAACUCUAGGAGGGAUGGUGAAGCCAUCAGCAGGAGAAAUGGGGAAUCCCACACCCCGUCAAUGCCAAGGAGCGUUAGCAGCAUUCAGGCCCUGCAGGCGACCAUCGCGAGAAGAGGUGUUCUGGUAGCACGCCAUGGGGAGAGAGUGGACCAGGUCUUCGGGAAGUCUUGGCUACAACAGUGCACUACGGCUGAUGGAAAAUACUACAGGCCAGACCUGAACUUCCCCCGCAGCCUGCCCAGGAGGAGCAAUGGCAUCAAAGACUUUGAAAACGAUCCACCAUUAUCAUCCUGCGGAAUUUUCCAGGCCAGACUUGCUGGAGAGGCCCUGCUGGACAGCGGCGUCAGAAUCACGGCAGCCUUUGCCUCUCCGGCCCUGCGCUGUGUGCAGACAGCCAAGUACAUCCUGGAAGAACUUAAACUGGAGAAGAAGCUGAAGAUACGAGUUGAGCCUGGAAUCUUCGAAUGGAUGAAGUGGGAAGCCAGCAAGACCACUCUGACCUUCUUGACCUUGGAGGAGCUGAAAGAGGCGAACUUCAAUGUUGACCUUAACUACAGGCCUGCAUUUCCCCGCUCCUCCCUCAUGCCGGCCGAGAGCUAUGACCAGUAUGUGGACAGGUGCGCUGUGAGCAUGGGCCACAUCGUCGGCACGUGCCCACAGGACAUGGGCAUCACCCUCAUCGUGAGCCACAGCUCAGCACUCGACUCCUGCACGAGACCCCUCCUCAAGCUGCCGCCCAGAGAGUGUGCCGAUUUUGCCCAACUAGUGAGAAAGAUUCCAUCCCUGGGAAUGUGCUUCUGUGAAGAAAACAGAGAGGAAGGAAAGUGGGAGCUAGUGGACCCCCCAGUGAAGACUCUGACACACGGGGCCAACUCAGCCUUUAACUGGAGAAACUGGAUCUCCCGAAACUGA